AUGGGUCCUCAAAGGAGGUUGGGAAUAUAUGUUGGUUAUGAAUCUCCUUCUAUAAUUAAAUAUGUUGAACCAUUAACUGGAGAUUUAUUUACUGCACGAUUUAUUGACUGUCAUUUUGAUGAAACAACAUUCCCAACAUUAGGGGGAGAGAAAAUACAACUGGUAAAAGAAAUUACAUGGAAUGGAUCAUCAUUAUCUCAAUUAGAUCCUCGCACAAGUCAAUAUGAACAAGAAGUUCAAAAGAUAAUACAUUUGCAAAACGUCACCAAUCAACUGCCAGAUUCCUUUACUGACCUAAAGAGAAUUACAAAAUCUCACAUACCAGCUGAAAAUGCUCCAAUACGAAUUGAUAUCCCAAUAGGGAAAUUUGUUAGUGCAAAAGAAAGUAAUCCACGCCUGAAGAGUGGAAGGCCAAUCGGUUCCAAAGAUAAAAAUCCUCGUAAAAGGAAAGGAGCAAUUGUUCAAGAUGGUAAUAUUGUGGAGGCAAGUGCCCAAGAAGAGGCCAAAUAUAUAACUAAUCAAAAAAAUCCCAGAAGAGGUUCAGGUACCUGA
This is a messenger RNA of Gossypium raimondii (Peruvian cotton), 552 nucleotides long. RefSeq lists its product as uncharacterized. Bases 1 to 552 code for a protein of 183 amino acids. Lineage: Eukaryota; Viridiplantae; Streptophyta; Magnoliopsida; Malvales; Malvaceae. The transcript has a single exon. The record is from RefSeq and is a predicted model, not a curated record.